Messenger RNA from Haliotis rubra (blacklip abalone), 8733 nucleotides. RefSeq names its product plexin A3-like. The coding region runs from base 191 to 4663 and encodes 1490 amino acids. Lineage: Eukaryota; Metazoa; Mollusca; Gastropoda; Lepetellida; Haliotidae. Gene Ontology annotation, cellular component: semaphorin receptor complex. Gene Ontology annotation, biological process: negative regulation of cell adhesion; regulation of cell migration; regulation of cell shape. The record is from RefSeq and is a predicted model, not a curated record. The transcript is spliced from 35 exons. Gene Ontology annotation, molecular function: protein binding; semaphorin receptor activity.
AUGAAGGAUGUGCGUGCUAAAAUUCUGGAAAAUAUUAAAUUGUGUCACCAAGGCAACACAUCAGUGAGCGGGGGUGGAUACCUAAGAGUUGGUCCCCCGUGGCAACUGCAACCAACAGAGUGGCCUUGUGAUCAACAAUAUUGAGGAUGACAAUGAAUACCUGUGCAACACCGUCCUGGAGAGUUUCUCGAUGGUGGUCGGUAUCAGUCCUAUCAUCAAAGCCCCCCUCCGGACGUUCCAGAACACGCUUCUCACUGCCAUCGCAGUCACCACCGUCAACGAGCAUACCAUCGCGUUUAUCGGAACCAGUGAUGGCUACCUUAAGAAAGUGGUGCUCAAGUCAGCUGAGCGUGGCCAUGAGUAUGAGGAGAUUCUGGUAGAUGCCAACAGCGCCAUUGCACAGGAUAUAGCCUUUGACCCGAAGGCUGAAUACAUCUAUGUUAUGACAGAGACAAACGUGACGAGGCUGAAAGUGCAGAACUGUCUGAGGUUCGGAAGUUGCAGUGACUGUCUCUCGGAUGGGGAUCCAUACUGUGGAUGGUGCUCACUGGAGAAAAAAUGUGUACUGAGAAGCAGCUGUCCGAACUCCGAGGAUCCAUCGAUGGCAAGAUGGCUGCAUGGUCGGGCCAAUCAGUGCAUCUACAUCACAGAGAUCUCCCCCAAAACUGUCUCAGUCACAAAAGUGGAAGAGCUGCAUCUGACCAUCCCACAGCUGCCGAUGACCAGCACCUACAGCUGUGUGUUCCAGCAACUCAGCUGGAGCUCCAAGGCAGAGUUCUGGUACUUUGGCGCCAAGUGCAUGACGCCCAACUUCACCGAUCUGGGACUGUCACUCGGAGACAAAGCCUCCCAAACUGUCACUCUGGCCCUCAACUCCAGCGAGACCGGAAAACUCUUUGUCACCAGGAAGUUCACCUUCUACAAUUGCAGCAACUUCAAGACGUGCUCGUCCUGUGCAAGUUCCCCGUAUGUGUGCGACUGGUGUAUCUAUGAGAACUCCUGUCACCACAACACCCUCCAGUGUCAACAGGGCAUCAUCCGGUCACAGGCAAGCACCUUGCCAGGUAAGCGCGGGGCUGUCCAUUGCCCACGGAUUGAAACCAAGGUCACAGACAACAUCUAUCUGCCUGUUGGAGUCCGCAGGAAAGUGCUUCUCAAGGGAUACAACUUCCCACGCCUCGGGUCAACGUUUGGUAACUAUGUGUGCGAAGUGGACACAGGGUCUUACACAUACAAGGCAGCGGCUGAGAGACUGGACGAUACCCACAUCACAUGCGACAUGCCAAAGAUUGAGUAUGACCAGGCCCAGGGUAAGCUUGAAGCCCUCAUGAAGGUCUACUGGGGCAACAAGUUCUACCUGGAGACAACGACACCCCUCAUAGCCACGGUGUACAAGUGUGACGUGUUGGCCAACUACGAGUGUGGACUCUGCCUCAACCUCAACUACACGUGGGCGGCGCUGGAAUGUAUGUGGUGCGACAACACCUGCAAGUACAGCCCCAACUGUAACUCACGAUCAGUGUCCUCCUGUCCAGCGCCAGAAAUAACUCGGGUAUUUCCGUUAUCGGGGCCCAUACAAGGUGGAACAAACGUUACCAUCGAGGGAAGCAAUCUUGGCUCCACGUUUGAAGAUAUUGAGAAUUCUGUAUUCAUCGCAAGUGUCAAAUGUAUGCCAUACCGCCAUCUCUACUCUCCAUCAAAGAGAAUCGUGUGUCGUGCCGAUUGGCGAGGUCAGGUUGCUGAGGGUCAUGUGACAGUGAAGAUCGGUGGCUCUGAAGCACAGUACGGCAAAGCUACGUUUCACUAUCAGAGUCCCCACCUGGAGUCCAUCUAUCCAGUGAAUGGUCCGAAAGCAGGGGGGUCCCGGAUUACUAUAUCUGGACGUAACCUCAACACUGGCGGACAUAUUGAAGCCGCCUUUGGAGAUGUUCCUUGUCUUGUGGAGAGCUCUAGUGUGACGGAGAGCUCCCUGGUGUGUGUUACGACCGGUGUGUGGGACGCCACGCCCAGAUCCCCCAUUAAGCUGUUCUACGAUGGAAGAGAGUUUCCUUUAAGUCGAGAUUUCUUCUACCGAGAGAACCCACUGAUUGAGAAAAUAUCCCCCCUCAAGAGCAUAGCCAGUGGUGGGCGUUACUUGACCGUCCUUGGACGCCAUUUCCGCUACAUCCAGAAGCCUCAGAUGUUUGCCUACAUCCCCACUGAAGAUGGAGAGUACUUCCCCACCAAAAGCACUGACUGCUUUAUCAAGCAUGGAUCCCAGAUGCAGUGCCCGACCCCAUCACUGCCUCGUCUUGUGCGUUACCAGGUGCGGCUGAAGCGUGACACAGAGCAGAAAGCUCCCCUGGUCGUGGAACUUGGCUUCAUCAUGGACGGCGUGCUGUCAGUCCGCAACCUCUCCGGCUCCGGGAUCGAUGCCCAGCUGGAGUAUUACCAAGACCCUCAAGUGUACAAUUUCACAGAGAAAGACAGGACGAAGAUCUUUAAGGGGGAGAUGCUGAUCAUUGAGGGUCAUCACCUGACAUUGGCAGCCAACAAGAAUGACGUGGUGGUUCUGAUUGGUCAGCAGCUGUGUAACGUGACCACCCUGUCCUCAAAUCAAAUCGUGUGUGCCCCACCCCCAAAACAACCCCCAGCCGUUAACGGGGAGAAUGGCAGAGAAUACCCUGAUGUCAUUGUGAAGGUCAAUAAUCUGAGUUUCAAUGUUGGCCGCGUGAGGUAUGAUGUUCCCGAACAGUACAGCUUCCCGAAGGAGGCUAUCGCCGGCAUCGCAGCCAGUGGCGGGUUCCUCCUCUUGAUCAUCAUCCUCAUCCUCAUCAUCUACAGACGACAGAGCACGAAGGCCGAACGCAUCUACCGCAAAUUACAGAUACAGCUUGAUAACCUUGAGAGCAACGUCCGUAAUGAGUGCAAACAAGCUUUUGCUGAGCUGCAAACCGACAUGACAGAUUUGACUGGUGACAUCAUAGCUAGCGGAAUACCGUUUUGGGAUUAUCACACCUACACCUUCAAGGUCCUGUUUCCUGGGAUGUCAGACCAUGUGAUACUUCACCCACCUCUGCAAAAGAAUGGCCGUAUCAAGUUCUCGGAUCAAGGCUUGGUGUUGUUCCAGCAGCUGCUCAGCAAGAAAGUGUUUCUGUUGACCUUCAUCCGGACCAUGGAGGACCAGAGAGGCUUCUCCAUCAGAGACAAAGUAAAUGUGGCGUCUCUGCUGAUGAUAAUCUACCAGGGCAACAUGGAGUAUGCUACAGAAAUUUUGAAAUGCCUGUUAGUAGAACUGGUGGAGAAGUCUGUGUCAGGUCGACAUCCCAAGCUAAUGCUGAGAAGGACGGAGUCGGUUGUAGAAAAGUUACUUAGCAACUGGAUGUCGCUCUGCCUGUACAAGUAUUUGAAGGAUCACGCAGGAUCUCCUCUGUUUAUGUUAUACAAAGCAAUAAAGCUGCAGGCAGAAAAGGGGCCAGUCGAUUACGUGACAGGAGACGCCAGAUACUCCCUGUCCGAGGAUAAACUGCUUAGAGAGAAAAUAGAGCCCAAAGUGAUGACACUAAACGUGGAGCACAAUGGCGAGAUCACCCAGUGCCGUGUCCUGGACUGUGAUACCAUAACCCAGGCCAAAGAAAAGAUGUUGGAUAUGCUGUGUAGAAAUAUUCCCUUCUCACAGCGGCCAUCUGUACAAGACUUAGAUCUAGAAUGGAGAAAUGGUCCCACUGGCCCUGUUCUGCUCCAAGAUGAGGAGUCUACCACUCCUUGUAAAGAUGGUUGGCGCCGCUAUAACAUGCUGUCAUAUUACAAAGUAACAGAUGGCGCUUACAUGUCUCUGCUGCACCGGCAACAAACCAUCAAGUCUUUGAAUGGUUCAUUAGAUAACUCUGUUAUGUCUGUGAAUUCAGCCUUCCCAAUCAUGAAGAUGGACAGCGACCCUGGCAUUCGUCACUGGCAUCUCGCCAAGCAUGAUGAUGCUACACAGAAAGAUGGGGGGGUCAAAAUGAUAUCUGAAAUCUUCCUUACCAGACUUUUAUCCACGAAGGGAACACUACAAAAGUACAUUGAUGAUUUAUUCAAGGCGAUGUUGAGUACAAAUCAUACGAUGCCGCCGAUCAUCAAGUACUUGUUCGACUUCCUGGACCAGUCGGCGUCACAUUACGGGCUGACUGAUCCCGAUGUUGUACACACGUGGAAAUGCAACAGCUUGCCUUUGAGGUUCUGGGUGAACAUUGUGAAGAACCCCGACUUCGUGUUUGACAUCAACAAGCCCCAUAUCGUGGACUCGUGUCUCUCAGUGGUGGCCCAGACGUUCAUGGAUAGCUGUUCCACCUCAGAACACAGACUGGGCAAGGAUUCUCCAUCCAACAAGCUGCUGUUUGCCAAAGAUAUCGUCCACUACCGCAAGUCUGUGGAGAAAUACUUCCAGGACAUCCGGAUUCAGCAGGCAGUCAGUGAUCAGGACAUGAACUCCUUCCUGGCUGAGGUGUCUAGGAUGUGUACAGGGAAGUUCUAUAUAUCUAGUGCUUUGAGGGAGUUGUAUACUUAUGUGUCCAAGUAUCAUUCAGAGAUCUUAAAUGCUCUGGAUGUGGAUAACCAAGCAAGUGCUCAGCAGCUGUCAAUGAGACUGGAGCAGGUCAUCACUAAUAUGGAGGGGCCAUCCAACAAAACUGCGUACGUGUGAUACCCACACACGCACACACAUGCACACACUCUAGUCCGUCUUCUUGUGCUGGCCUGUUCUGCUCCUCUUACUGGACUGUAUUCCACAAUCUGAUUGCAGAUCCUUAUCAACAUGAUGAAGAUUAGUGUAGUGUUCGAGGAUGAUUGAGACAUUCGGUAACUAGAACCAGCAAAUCCGUUUGACGGAUUACUAUGAAUAUCUGUGAGUAUGUAAGGCUGACUGGGAUCUGUGUUUCAUACGGACAAUGGUAUGAGAAUUUCUGCGAUCCCAUAGGAUCAUUUCAAGGAGUAGUCUUUGCCGAAGGAUCUGAUAUAUCGAAAAUAUUUGCCAGUCAUUGAAAGAAUGAGUUUUCCAUGGUUUUCUGAAUCAACUAUCACUGUCACAGAGUGCGGAAUCACCUAGAACGGGACUAAUAUUGCUCCUUCAUCUGUGAUGUAGCUUCAUCGUGGGAUCAGCGUAUUGUUGUGAGAUGAGAUGCUAGACCACGGCUAGCUUUAGAGACUUAUGACGGAACUAACUUACUGGCUGAUUUGUGAUGGUGCUAUGAUAUUGCCACGCUCCUGACCAAAUGUCUUUCAAUUUUUUUUUUCGCCUGGAUAAUAUUUCAACAUUGAGAUUAGGGGAUGCAGUUUUGGGGAAUUACAAGAGUGAAAGACACAGUCUUGCCUUCUGAGCCAAGUAGCCAUAGCCCCAUCAGUACCUUUUGUGGAUGAAGAACGUUCGUGUGUUGUAUAUUCGCUGUCAUGAGUGAAUCCUGUUUCUACAACAACAAGGUGCUACUUGGAGCCUGCCUGGAGAUUUGACAACAAAAUGGCUGCCUCUCAUCUUCGUGGUUCUUUAAAUCACAGGUGCUUCUGAAGGAAACAGUAAUGGCUCUGGUAGUCCUGUAGAAUCCUCUCUUCUGUGCAGGUGUUCCUUCUGGAGAUGACGCUGUCAGAUGGUUACAGCCAAUGUUCAAGACUUGCAGGAACAAACAUACCCAUGGCCAUUCCAUCUUUUCUACAAUCUGCUCUGAGGAAAGGAUGGACUAUGGCCGAUUUUGAUGACUGUAAAACAGUAGUGUAAUGAUCAUAUCACUUUAACAUUGACUGUGUGGUGAGAUUGUAGACAAUCAUUGUAGACCCCUGUGUAGAGGAUAUCGCAAGUUCAAGACAUAUAGGUGAACAUAUGCUGAGUGGAAGGGACGUACAAGUUUUGUAAUAUUUGUGUGACCUUCAGCUACCAUUGUGAACUAGGCAGUGGUAGAAAGACAGCUUCAUAUAACUAACUUUUGUCUGACUGUCUGGACGUAAUAUUACAAUCUUCAACCAAGAUGAGAUGGCAGUGAUUACUAGGAUUUGUUGUCAGUAUUGGCUGGCUCAAUGGUUAAAGUAUUGGCUCCAUGCAAAGUUUAAGGGUUUGAUUUCAAACUUGAAACAAAUCUGUUUCAAUCAAGUAAAAUCCUUUGGGUUUUGAUUUGUCAUUUUGAUUCUUGACCUUUUCUGAAUUUUUGGUUUGUUAAGUCUGUAAACAAGGAAAAAACGAAAACUCUAUGAUCAAUUAUGAUAGUGUAAUAUUUACUACGCACAAGUUUAUAUUCAUAAAACUUACAUCUGUCUUCUGGAUCAAUAGUAUAAAACACAUGCAGACUGAAAUGACUGUUUGUUGAGACUAUUUAAGGCCAUGAAAAUGAUCUUGUAUUGUCUUUGAAUCCUGAUUCUGUUGUUCUUGUCCAAGAACUACCAUCCCAUCUUUGAUGAAGAGUUCUGACCAAAGUCUCUUUGACACUGCUAGAGCAAUAUGUCAAUGUAUAUCCAACAGAACAGCCACCACAAGUAGCAUCAUCAAGACCUCGUCUUCAUCACUUUAUGCAACAAUGCCGACAUUCCCAAAGGUGCCCUAGCAAGUGACUGGCGGAGACGUCAGGUUAAGACAGUGUGACAUCAUAACCACUUGUAUUCUUGUAUCUAUGCAUGUAGACUUGUAGUUCACAUCUAGGCACCAUUGGCUCCAUUGUUCUGGGUUAGCAGGAACCAGUUGCACAGCAAGUCUCCGAGAGAUCCACUGGAUUGGUCACACUAUGAAUCAUUAUAUUGCUUUACUAAUCAGUUUGUUGCUCUGUUAUAUGGAAUCUGAGAUACUACCGACCUGCUUGUUAAUCAAAACAAGACUUUGUUAUUUCAUGAUUGGUACUUUUUGCACAAUUAACUGCUGUAUAAUUUAGCCUGUACACUAGUGGCCGUGUUCUCCCUUCAAUGUCACUUUGAAAACUAUUUUACUUAAUACUGAAUCCACAGUGUAGGGAUUCAUAUGUAAGUACAUUUCCCCCUCUUUGAAAUGAAUGGUUACACUUGUUAAAAAUUUGAAUGAAAUUUAAAAUUUGUUGCAAAUGUUGCAUUAAGGGAGAGCCUGCUUGUUCCACCACCAUGAGAUUAUGCACUGUAUUGUUGAGCUAUCUCCCCAAAGACUUAUGCAAAUGACCAGUAUUAUCUGCAUACUCCCCAGCUCAAAGUCCCCCACUUCUGGAACUGUGGCAAAUCUUGCCAGGCAUGUGUCACAUUUAGAACCAGUUUACCAUUUCCUUUUGUUAUUGCUAACAAACAUUUCAAAUUCGGCUUUUUCCUGUUUGAAGAUACAGUGGUGCUGUUUAGACUGACAUCUGUGUGUUUAGUGGUGGGAUAGCCUGAUGGUGAUCAUACCAAAAGUCUGGGUUUGAAUCCCGCAUGGGUAAAAUUUGAGGAGAUUUUCUGAUAGAGCAGAACAUGCUUACUUUAUUCAUGAACACCAGGGCCCUUAUUCUCGAAACGUUCGUAGCCCUAAGAAUUCUUAACUUUGAUCGUAGCCAAUGUGUUAAGAAUGGACUUAAGAAGUUGAUAGAGUUACGAACGUUUCAAGAAUAGCUGGCCUGGUGUUGUCACUGAUGUUCAGUGAUCUGGUAAGUUUCUCCACCAUUUUUGCUUUAUGCUCAAAGGAAUCUUAAUUUGUUACAUAACGAAGACAGACUGAUCUCAGGUGUAAGUGUUUUGAAUUCUACACAAACAGAUGUCAGUUUACUGCCUCAGCUGUAGACAGCAUUACAUAUGACAGCUGGUCAAAGAUCCAUAUCAGUUAAGACUGCCAUGAGAAGGUUAGCCCCAGUUCCUGAAGGAGCAUUGUAUACUUAUAUAUACAUAUACAUAUAUAUAUUUUGUAUAUUCUCAUGGAACCAUCUGUAUAUGCCCAUUAUGACUUGCCUAAAUCUUGUAAAUACCACUAAUCCGUCAUAACUUUACUGUUACUAAGCAACAUUUUUAUCAUUAAAAUUUGCCCUUUUGUAUUGGAAUUUCUGAAUCUAUCUUGUACAUUUUGCUCUGAGUGUAAAACUCUGUACAGCCAACUUACUCUGACAAAAUGUGCUUUGUUCAAGAAAUGAGAAAAACGUCAGAAAUCUUUAAGCGUGUUUAUGUGUUAUUUAUUACUAUUUUCAUAAUAACUAGAGGACCAUUGGAUUAAUUUAUGUCAUUAAAUUAAUUUCUUUAAUGAUUAUGUUGGUUUAAUUUAAUUAUCAAAUGUCAGAUUUAAGAUUAUUUACUUCGCUACUGACAUUGGUGUAAACAUGGUGUUUCAUAUUCUCAUUGCCAUAACCAAUGUUGAAUGUUGUCACGGUAUUCUGAGUUUGAUUCUUAUUUAUUAACCAGCCAAAUUCAGAUAGGGAGUUUUACCCUAAAAAGAGUCCCCUGUUUGAGUUUUUGUUCUCAAAUCAGAGUGUGUAUUUGCAUAUAUUUUGUCAGAUAUAUUGAGAUUUUUGUUAUAUCUAACCAAAGGAUCUUGAAAGCCUCCGAUAUUAGUGCUUUUUAAAAAGGAUUUGCAUUGAGAAGAUUCUCCUAAUAUAACUUUGCUAUCACAGCAUGUAUUGAAAUGUAUGUUUUCUUUGAAACUGCAUCUUUUGUAUGUUGAGAUGGUUUUACCAUAUUUGAAGGUUCAUUCCAUAGUGUACUGAUGACAUGUAUGCUAAGAUGUUAGCUUGCUGUAUAUGUGUUGAGGGUUGGUCAAGAGAGUCUGGCUCUCAUGGACUUCCAUUGUCAAUAAAUAAUUCAUUUUGUACAAAUUAA